Molecule: messenger RNA, 1665 nt
Organism: Rotaria sordida
Lineage: Eukaryota; Metazoa; Rotifera; Eurotatoria; Philodinida; Philodinidae
Source: the annotation of a GenBank genome assembly
AUGCUUAAUACAAAAAUAACUCUAUUUACUGGACAUAUUCAAUCUGUUUACUAUCAAAAUAUUUUGAAAAUUAUUAUAUAUUUAAUUCAAUCAUCGAAUAAUGAUGAAACAUUAAUUCAACAACUUCUUUCAUUAACGAUUGAUAAAAUGUCUUUAUUUUUAUCAAGUGCAUUAUUUGAUUGUGUUCUUAAUCCAGUUGCUGCUAAAGUUCAAAGAAAAGUUGUUGUACCAAAUGGUGAAGAUGAAUCAAUAACAACAAGUUCACAUUAUGAUAAUAAAGAUUUAUUUUACGGCGAUAAUGGAGAAAAUUAUAAUUCUAGUUUAUAUUCCGGUGUUACAUUAAGUUAUCAAAAAUCAAAAAAAUAUAUUGAACCAACUGCUGAAAAAUUAGAAAAACAACGAGAAUCAAGAAAACCAAGUGAACAAAUGAAUCCAUUCUAUUUGAAAGAUUCGAAAAAACCAAAAUUGACACAAAGGACUGAAACAACUUUGGAUACUAUAAAUGGUAAUGAUCGUAUUGAAUCAACUUUAUCACAAGGAACAAAUGUUACUAGAAAAAAAUCAAAACCUGAUGAUGAAUCAUCAAAAAAAGGAAAGAAAUCAUCGAAAAAAUCUAAUAUAACAGUAAUCGAUGAUGAUGAUGAUGAUGAUAUUUAUCGAAUUGCUGAAGUAACACGUGGUGGUGAAUUACCAGAAGGUGCUACAGAAAGUGGAAAUGAAGACAAUGAUCAUGAUGUUAUUGUUGGAAAAAAUAAAAAAUAUGAUCCACAUCGAGCACUUAAUAUUGACUUAAGUGAAAAACCUAUUCAAUCGAUUCCUACAUCACCACCACUAUUGACAUCUCAAUUAAAAGAACAUAUUGCAUUUGCUGAUUUGAUGAGUUCGGGUGUAUUGAUAUGUCAAUCACAACUUCGUAUUUCAUCAUCUAAUCAAGACUUUCUAUUGAUGAUUAAUACAAUUUGUCAAUCUUAUCGAUUAACUGUUGUCGAAAAAAUUAAUUCAGCUGCAUCUUUAUAUGCUGAAACAAUUCUUGAACAACCAAUAGCUCUCUUAUUUAAAUCAAUAGUAUGUAUAUUUUGAGAUUUUCAUUAAUAAUCAAACUAAAUAAUUUUUAUUUAUUUAGUUCUAAUCUCAUGAAAGAAAUAAAAACAUCAUUAAAAUAAUUUGUUUUUCUUUUCUCUCUUUCCUUAUUUCAUUUAUUUGUAGUUUUAUUUUUAUUUUUAUUCCAUAGACAAUAUCUAUAUAUAAAGCAAAAAGAAAAAUAACAACUGACAAAUAGUGAUCUUUUAUUUUGUUGCAUCUAUUAUCUUUAUUUACAAAAACAAAUCUCCCUUAUGUAUCAGAUAAUAAGUAUAUUUGAUCUUCUGACAUAUAGAAAAAUAUGUUCUUUGUUUUGUUUUAUUCUGAAUGAUUAUAGUCAAUUCUCAUGUGUAUGCAUAUUAUCUGUUUUUUGAUUUUUUUAUUUGCUAUAAUUCGAACAUUAUAUAUAUAUAUAUUUAUAAAAUGAGAAAAAUUAAUGAUAAACUAUUUAAUCAUUCUCGAUUGGUUUCAAAUGAUUAGAAGAAAGAAAUUUUUCUUUUUCAUGAAACUUAUUAAAUUUCCAAGUGAAAUAAGUACCGAUGAGCUGGAUCAACCGUUAAUUGUCUUGAUCUUGGAUAGAAAAAG